Messenger RNA from Plasmopara halstedii, 279 nucleotides. RefSeq lists its product as uncharacterized. The coding region runs from base 1 to 279 and encodes 92 amino acids. The transcript is spliced from 2 exons. The record is from RefSeq and is a predicted model, not a curated record. Lineage: Eukaryota; Oomycota; Peronosporomycetes; Peronosporales; Peronosporaceae.
AUGACGCCGGAUAUUUUUGCCAUGAUUAAAGCUCGGACUGCGGAUAUAGGAGAUCACAUUAAGGAUAAGCACCAUGUUGAUCGAGCAGUGCUGGCAGUCCACAUGUCCAGCUCCUCUGAGCUUUUUAAUUGCCGAAGCGCGUUGACUCCUAAGGAUUUUUACCGUGCGUCUGUUUUGGUCGUAAUUUUUGUCGGACGUCCUGUAGGAGGCUCGAAUCGGUUGGAUGGCCGUUACAAACUCGAAACCGGCUCCUUGCUUUUAGUAAGGAAGCUAAAUUGA